CUAUUUCUCUUAUUUCCCCUCCCUGCUUCACUGAGCCUCCACAGACUCUCACAUGUACUCCUUCAUUGUAUGAUCUCGGCGAGCUUGCUUCACCUCUGUCAGGCUCGAGCGCUUCCAGCCGGCAGCGGCACCGAGCUAACAAGUCUUUGUGAGGAGCGAGGGAGAGGAAGAGGGGAAGGAGGGGUUGCGAAGCAGGAGAGAAUCAGACGGCGAGGGAGCUGACAGCGUGAGCACAGAAUGAGGGUGCAGUGGGAGCAGGCAUAAGACAGCGACGGAGGCGGCACAAUAGUGCGAGGCACUGCUGGAAAGAGAGAAAUAAGGAAGAGCAGGCAUCAUGGCAGCGCUCACUCCAUCGUCACGGCACAUGGGGAAUUCUGGCCGCCGCUGCUGAACAUUGUGUGAUGCAGAGGAGAGAGUCGGGAGGACCGCCGGGAAACCAGAAGCAAGAGACGGAAACAGGUGUGACCAGCGGGACCUGCUCCAGGAUGAGCGGGAUCCUGAAGAGAAAGCUUGAAGAGGAACCCUCCUCCUAUUUGUCUCUGCAGGGCUCAGAAGAUGACGAGGUUUCCUGCAGCGACAGCGGCAACAGCAGCGAUAGUCUUAAUAAUUCGGUCCCCUCCGGGAUUCUAGAUCCCUCUGUCCAGCGGCAGUCAAAGCGACUGCGGGGACGUAAUGUGCACUUUGAGAGCGUCACUGUGUACUAUUUCAGCCGGCGCCAGGGCUUCACCAGCGUGCCAACGCAGGGUGGCAGCACCCUGGGGAUGUCGCCACAUCACAGCGGGGUGAAGCGCUUCACCCUCAGGGAGUUUGCCAUGGAGCAGAAACGGAGCCAUCAGAACAUGCUGAGGGAUCACCUCAAAGAGGAGAAACUCAACGCCAUCAAACUCAAACUAACCAAGAACGGCACGGUGUCCUCCAUGGAGGCCGACACUCUGACGCUCGACGACAUCUCAGAAGAUGACCUGGAUGUGGAUAAUACGGAGGUGGAUGACUACUUCUUCCUCCAGCCCCUCACCACCAGGAGGCGGCGCGCGCUCCUCCGUGCCUCUGGGGUCCGCCGCAUUGAUGUGGAGGAGAAGCAUGAGCUGCGCGCCCUGAGGAUGUCUAGAGAGGAAUGUGGGUGUCGCUGCCGAGGGAUAUGUGACCCAGAGACCUGUGCUUGCAGCCUGGCCGGCAUUAAGUGCCAGGUAAAUGGAAAUGUGGUGGACCGCAUGUCCUUCCCCUGCGGCUGCACCAAGGACGGCUGCAGCAACGGCGCCGGGCGGCUGGAGUUCAACCCGGUCCGAGUGCGCACCCACUUCUUGCACACCAUCAUGAAGCUGGAGCUGGAGAAGAGCCGCGAGGAGCAGUACCAGCAAACGGAGCAGCAGCUUGUAACCAGUGGCAACGGUUACCACGGCAACACCACCUUGAUCCAGCAGCAGCCGCAGCAGCAGCACAACCCUCAGUCUCUGAAGAUGAACAAUCCCAUCAUGCAUCUCCAGAGCACGGGUGACUCCGAUUCGCAUCUAGACGAGGACGAGGAGGAAGAGGAGGACGAAGACGACGACGAAGAGGAGGAGGAUGAGGCUUACGACGAGGACGGCAGCAGCGUUUGCAGCGGGCUGUCGGACUGCAGCACGCACAGUCUAGAAACUCUCGACCCGGAGGACGCAGAGGAAGACGACGAGGACGAAGAGGAGGAGGAGGACGAAGAGGAUGAGGAAGAGGAUGAAGAAGAGGAUGAGGAGGAAGACUGGGACUGUUCAUUGCACGGACUGAAUCCUCCCUCGUACUCCGUCCCCCUCCCCUCUGUUCUGAGUUACACCAACAGCCUCCUGGGCCUCAGCGGCACGUUCCACAGCGCCUCCUCCCUGCAGCCCUAUCAGCUGGACGUCUCGGCGAGCGACACGCCCGCCUUCCUUGGCGAGACCCUAAACGCUGCCGCGCCCAUGCUCCCCUCGGUCGAAUCCGCGCUGGAGUCCGAAAUGGGCGCCGAGCCCCACAACCGUUUCUCCGAGCUCGGCCCUGGCCUCCGCACAAACCCAGACUGUGCUGACUCACAGGCGGAGCAAGAGCCGCCGCCGCCACCGCCGCUGAUGUGUGGAGAAGUCAGCCGCACAGCGACCUCAGAGAACGCCUGAUGAGGAAGGACUGACAUGGACUGUUGGCGUUCUUUAGAGAGGAAGUGAAAAUAUGUUCCACCCACUCCCUUACAGAUUUUGUUACAUUUUUACUUUUUUUUUUUUUUGUCACACGUACAUGCUU
Molecule: messenger RNA, 2247 nt
Organism: Xiphophorus maculatus (southern platyfish)
Lineage: Eukaryota; Metazoa; Chordata; Actinopteri; Cyprinodontiformes; Poeciliidae
Product: cysteine/serine-rich nuclear protein 3-like
Exons: 5
Coding region: 402-2123 (573 amino acids)
Biological process (GO): regulation of transcription by RNA polymerase II
Cellular component (GO): nucleus
Molecular function (GO): DNA-binding transcription factor activity, RNA polymerase II-specific; sequence-specific DNA binding
Source: RefSeq, a predicted model, not a curated record